UCCCUUUCUCUCUCUCUUUCUCUCCUCUCUCUCUAACUUUGAUACUAUUUAAUAAUUCAUUUAGCGUCGCAAACUUUUUUAGAUCUCUAACGACAAAAUCAUGUAAAGUGCUUUACUGGCAGACGCAUCAGUGCAUCUAUCUGCAUACUGUCUCCUUGACGAGACAUAAGUAUCCCCCAAGCGCAUACAUAGUAACGAUCGAGAAAUUUAUUACGCCGCGAGUCUGAGGCGUAUAUCCUGCGCGGAUUACUGUAAAUUAUCUUAUCUAUCUCACUUAUCUCAAACACGUCGUCAUUCCUGUCAGCCCGCACGCAAUAGGUGAAAGUCUAUAUAAUUACGGGGAGCUGCUCACCCCACAAGUAAACGAGUUUUAAUAUCGCCCGCGAAAAACCGAGCAAGCUUUACGCAGCUUGGAGGCCCAUUAUCAUUAUGAAGCGUACCGCGGAUCGAGUGUAUUCAUCCCCGUCGGCCGUUCUCCUACUCCCCCCUCCCUCCCCCGGAACUUCAAAAGUUCGUCUCUAUCAGAAUGCAUAUUAUUAAAACAUUCCAGAGUGCUCCCUAUCGACCACAACGUGCCCUGCAGGAACGCCGGUGGGUUCAUAAUUUCUAGCGUUAUCCAUGGUAAGCGAAUCUUUCAAAUUGUUCAUCAUCAUUGUCGUACGAAAAUCUCAUCAACUUCCUCGAUAAGAAUUUAUUCAAAGAAACAGCAAGUGACAAAAUUUUCUUAACUUAAUAUUUUUCAUUGUGUAAUGUUUCAAUAAUACUUAUUACAUUUACGAGCAAGUAAUAAAUUUGCGAACUUGCGCCAUUCUUAAUUCAUUGAGGAAUAAAAGUAAUCCAAAAAUUUAAAAUAGCUUUAUCUUAAUAUAUUUAUCUAAAAUUAUAUGUUUUAGAUUUCUCUUGAAAUAUUAAUAGUCUUUAAUCAGGAUAUCAGAAUAUAUGUGUUUCAUUGUAAUCUACAGAAGAAGAAUUUGCUUUCUAAACAUUUAUUUCUUCUUCAGCACAAUAAACUUUUUGAUAUGAAAUACAUGAAGAAGCAUCUACAAAACUUUUGUAACGUGAUAUUCGUUUUUUAUGAAGAUAAGCAAAAUACAUAAAAAUUCAAGUGAACCUCUUUUUGCUCCUGACUUUUGUUGCAGGAUAUUACGUGAAGAAACGAUAGCGCAUCUAUUAUCGUUUCUUCACUACCUUCCUGUAGUUAACUUCUUGCUAACGGGCGGAUGUCUCAAUUAAAAUCAAAGACGAUCGGUUGCAAUUACCGACGAUUUUCACACCGCCAUUCUACUGCAUCCCCCGUUCUUACGAUCUUUUGCUUCCUCUUCCCUUUGAAGACACAAUAAUGGCUACCUUGCGAAAACAAAACUACUCUUUGCACGCGCAUCAAUCAAUUAUUGUACUAAAAGAUAACGUAACUUUAUCCAACAGAAGUUGCAUGCAUUGUUGAAUGCAUUGCACAAUGCUAACUUGAAUAAUUACCGGUGUUUUUAUUUUAAUUAUAUUUACUUAAAAAAUAGUAAAAAUCAUAAUUACAGAUUAAUCAUUUUGUACACUGCUGAAAAAUUUACAAUUAAUUGUACUUACAAAAAAUUUAAAUAGAAGAUAAAAAGAAUUUAUAAUGUUUCAUAUUUGUAUAUUUUCAACAAAUAAUAUCGAAAGACGCUUAAUAAAGAGAACUUUCGUACAACGUUUUUUUGUAAUUCUUUGUACAUGUGAUUUCUAAUACAAUACCAUAAAUAAACAUCCAUGCAUAACUCGUACACCUGUUAGAAAUCGUGCGCCGCUGUUUCAGACGAUAAUUUCAGAUCGCGAGAGACAUUUGCCCUUUCUCAAGAUAGCCCAAGUGAAAAACGCGCGUACGUACGGGUUUAAAAUAGGAGAGUGGACGCGGCAGGAUACCUCUUUCAUUGCGUACCGUUCGAGAAAAUGGUCAUUAGCAUUGAAUCGCGCAAUAAAUUACGACCAUGAUACGGCAAUCGCGAGCCCUAAAGUAAUAUCCCUCCUUCACCGUGGCGUAAAUCACCCCCUCGCUAAUGCGGCGUCGCAAUAACGUACGGACGUGAGUAUGCGAAUAUUUACGAGAACAUUUAAUUAACCAACUGUCCCUGCUUGACCAAAAUGCCGGAUCUCAAAAGGGUCUUAUGAGAAAUCCUACUGCAGAUAUUGGUAACGCGCACGACAUCAUAUCUCUCUCUCUCUCUCUCUCUCUCUCUCUCUCUCUCUCUCUCUGUGUGUUUUACACUUGCUCUUCAUGCAAGGAUUUCGUACCUUUUUUUUCAAGCCAGCCAAUUAGGUUGCCGAGCGACAGUGCAUUGCGCGGCGAUAGGAUGAUCGAGCGGCCCGAUCGUAUCAGCGUUCGCGUGCCAAGAUCACGGUCAGGACACUCGAUAGCUCGAUAAGUAAUGCACCUUGAUAGGAUGACAGAGGAUACACGCUCUAGAAGAGCGAGACGGGAAAGAGAGAGAGAGAGAGAGAGAAAGAGAAAGAGAGAGACACGAGAUCGAGAAGCGCGCUUCCAGUGGUUCUUCUGGAAGUGCGGACGAUGUUAUCGAGUCCGGGCAAUGAGUGUCCCUCUACGAAACGAAUGGAACGUGGCUCAUCCGCGCAGCAAAAGGAACCACGUGUCCAGCAGCGUAUGCGCCACGGUAAAUGGCCGAUAAAUCGCCGCUCGAUCUGCCUAUAAUUCCGUGGCAUGCGAGAUAACGGUGAGCGCCAUAAGGUACAGACACCGCUGGCUCAUUAGUUUCCGAACAUGCGAUAACAAGGUUGCACUGAUUCGCGUUUACCGUCGAACCGCGACAACCGUGGAGCUCCUUGCUGAUCGAAGUGAGUUAAGACUAAGCCCAAUUAGGCAAAUUUGUUUUUCCGUCUCUUUUUACAUCCCUGCGGUAACUUAAGAUUAAAUAACAUACAAAUAAUAUUAAGUUAAUUAAAUCAAAUUGUCCGUAUUAACGCUCCAAUUAAAUAAGUUUUUUAUAACGCACUAAUGAAGUAGACUAACAUGACAUAAAGAUAAAUUCUUCUUAUUAUUAUUCCAAUCCUCAGCGUUGUACCAAUCUAAAUUAAUUUUAAUUUAAAUUUACUUAGUUUAAUCUUCUUAGUUACUUUUCAUCGUCAAAAGCUGAUUUCCGUUAUUUCGUUUAUCUAACGGUUACGCUAAUUGUGCCAACGAAUUACACACCUGUUUUUGCCGGCAUGUAGAUCCUAAUUAAGCGUAGGUCAAAGGUCGCGAGCGAGGGUGACCAAACGAACCACCACGGAUUCAUCGCCGUCCAUGUGACCGGCGUCGCUACCGAUUAUCGAGAGAGAACCCAGCUGGCUGCGCUUUGUGCCAGAACGUCGUUUGAUCUUCGACCACGUGGCACGGUGGGGUGACUGCGAGCACGGUGCACGGAGCCGGGGUCGUUGCGGCUAAUUGCCAGCUCAGCGACCACGUCAAUGAAAUCUGCACUUCCACAUCGCAUCGACGAAAAAUCGAAGGCAACCCCGGGAGCCAGAGGAGGGGGGGGGGGAAAUAGACACAGGGCUCCGCUCCCUCGCUACGGCUCUCGUAAUCGCAGCACCGACCGAGAUCUUCGUACGACAGAUAUUAUACUGGAUGCACUGCUAAUUGGCUUCAGAUAGAAACAAGCCAGCGGGGAGACGUGCACUAUAUAAUCAACGCCGUAGAUAUUUCGAUUCAGGAAACGAUUGUGGAGCGUACGUAUGAGAAAUAAAUUUUAAAAGUAUGAUUGCACCUCUACGUUUCUAAUGAAAUUGCUACUUAAUAAUUGAAAACUACCUUCCUGGAAGAAACAAGCACAACAUACCUAGAGCUAAAAAUGAAAAUCGUUGUGGUUCCUUAGCCUUCUGUUCAAUUAUUAUUCACAUUCUUUGUCAUGCGUAAAGUAACGAUUUCAAUGGAAUAAAUUUAAAUUCAAUUUGGAAAUUUUUAACAUCCUGUAAUUUAAUAUAAAAGAAUGAUACUCGUUUUUUAUCUCGUUAUCGGAAAUCAUUGCUGACGAAAUAAUUUCAGUGAUAUCCUUUUACAUUCUCAGAGUAAGCCAGAAUCCGAGGAAAGAUCUAAAGAGGAGAGGGGAUGAGAGUAGGCGGACGGCAGUUUGUGUAAAGGAGGAAGAUAAGCCUCAAUUAUGCCGAUUGACUCCUCCAAGUGAUGCUAGGUAGGGGAAUUUCGCUCCUCCUACUUGUCCUAUCACGUGAUCUCAGACAACCUUCCUUCCUUCCUUCCUGCCUGCUUUCCUUCCUUUCAAUCUAGAGGGUAAGAUCCUUCGGGAGGAAAAUGCACCGAGACGUAUGAGACACGAAGAUGAUCUGUCUGUUCGUACGAAUAAAGCGAGAUGCGCACAUAAGACGUUCGAGUGCACGAAAAUUGCAUUCGUUUCAAAUAAUCGUAAAAAUACAAGAAAAAUAUUCAAAUAAAUAUUAUCUUUCACUUAACAAUCAAACGAAAUUGAAUAAUUUAUAUAAUCAGCAGUAUAAUAAAUACUUCAAAAAUUAAUACGAAUAUAUUAAUAGUAUGUUAGCUAUGUAUGGAAAUAAUUAAUCAAUCAGAUAACCCGAAUAAAAAUAAAAUUGUUAUCCGUUGUUUUUCUAUUUUCCUUUUUGCAAACUUUAAUUGAUUUCCUUACAAUUCAAAGUAUAAAAGAUAAAUUUUCUACCUGUCCAGGCAAAAUAUUAUAAAUGAUAAAAUUAUAAUAAAAAAAAAUAAAAAUAAUAAAAGAAUGUAUAUAUAAUAAUGUCAACAAUUUAGGAUAUGUCAACAACUAUAAUGUAGAAAUAUAUACAAAACCAAAUAAAGAAAACAAAUAUUUCGUGCUACGACAAACAUCCUAAGCAAAAAUGUUUUAGUUGUGAGGGCUAGCAUACCUGUCCGUUCGAGGGAAAUUUUCGGAUUAUCUCUCGAGAGUAUGAGACAAAGUCUCACAUCGAACGCGAAAAAAAGACGGAUGUAGAAGUGAGGAAAAAAAGGGAAAAGAAAAAUACAGGCCUAUGGUCUGCACACUUUUCGAUAUUUCUCCUUCUCGCGCGAGUUCUACCUCCGAUAUUUCUCUCUUUCCUUCGUAGUCUCUCGUCACGUCGUCCUUGUCUAGGUGGUUCCGUUCGUCUCUCUUCGUCUCUCACACCGUAUCUCGGGGUGGUGGCCGAUGGUGGUGGUGGCGGCGGUCGUGUCCGGAUGGUGGUGGCUAUGGUGGGGGGGUAGUUGGUUCCUUCGUGCCUAUACUGCUCCCUAUCUCCUUUCUCUCCCUAUGGGAGGGCGAAGAGGGCCCCCGUAGCCGCGCACUGCGCACCGAGUUCAUCAUAGACAGAGCGAUCUCCCUGACAGCUUCUCGUCGGUCUUGAACAGAGGCGGAAUCAUCCAGAUUCUGUCUAUCUCUCCAGCUCUACAGUAGCGUGGUGUCGGUAUUAGCGAACAUAGGAGAGAAGAAUACGCGGAUAGCGAAAGUGCGUGACCUUCUUGCGUUCCUCGAUCGGAGACGGCUUGUCUCGAUCACCACACUUGUUUCAACUUAUUGUGCAUCCAGACGCUCGCGAAACUUCUUACUAUUUCCUCUGUCUCAUCUGCAGCUUCUUGACAUACGACCUAUCCUUUGAUCGUACCUUUCCCUCGUGAAUCUUUUCAUCCCGCAAAAGCAAUCCGAUCAAACGCAUUAACACCUCUACUCGUAGAGUCUCCCAUUCUCUUCUUUUUCUCCCAUCCGACCCUCCACGUUUUUCUCUUCCGCAAUCCUCAAAGCCUCGCCUGGCUCUGUCAUCACCGUCAUACCGUGCGUGACGAUCGCGGGAAGUUUGCUAUUUGACUGUUUGCACGAGCGAAGCGAGAGAUAGGCGCGGUUACGAGGGAGAGAGGCAAAGGAAGCCACAGUGGAAGAAGAAGAGGCGGUGGUUGAGGAGAAAGAGGAAGAAGACCUGUAGCUAAGAGACGGGGAAGGGGGAGAUCGUGAUGGUCCGUGUGUGGGAGGAGUAGUAGGAUCUGGAGGGCGACUUUUCUUUUAUUUGAGCUUGACACUUCGCCGCGAGCGCACAUACACCGGAAGUACCGAGUAAGUCAUCAAGUCCUUCUCUCUCCUUCUGCCCAAUCGUAUCGAAAGCUCGGCACAGAUUUGCCCGGAUCUCGUUACCAAGAAAGUGAAAGAAGAGGCGGAUUAACAUAUAUCCAGAAGGUGAAAGAACGACAAGAUGUUACCGGAUUUUCGGAUAGAUUUUACCGAGAAGGGUAUCGUGAUUUACGGCUUUGGGGUGCAAAUCGGAUAAAGGAAUUAUCCAAAGACUAUGUUGAAGUAUUCAUUCAGCGCCGAAGAGAAUACCAAAGACAGGAAGAAAGCCGGUGCAACAAAGACUGUAGUGAUAGUGACCUCACAGUAUACCUCGAUGAGAUUUGGAGAACGCUAGGCUACGAUUUUCCACGUUUCAUUCUUGGAGAACAGUGACAGUAUUUUUCGUUCCAAAGAUAAAUAAAAUCCAACAAGAUUCAGCGAAGUCGCCUCGAAGAUUUCACAUCGUUCCUGUUGAUAAAAGUCAAUGGAAACCUCUCUAAUGGGAACGUACGCGUAAGUCGUUCAUCAAAGGAUAGCGAAACGUCAUUACCAGACGAACCGAGAGAGAGUCACAAAAAGGAAGGUGAUUACACAUCGAGAAAACGAACCUCGUCAUUCAGCGAGCAAACGAGUCGACGCAAUAAGCUGCGACGAGAGCCGGUACCGUGACACUCGAUGAAUCGCCCGAUCGCCGCGGAAUAUUAUUCUCCCGGGGUAGUUUUCGAAACGCACCCUCGAAGCGGCAAAACUGGGAGCUCUCGAAUUGUACGGAACGUCAAAGGAGAAGCGCCGGUGCCCGGGGCAAGGAGGAGUUCUCGACGCGUGCCAGGCUACUGAUCACAGGCACCGCAGCGAGAAGAGUAGGAGAGGGACCGGAGGAAUACGGGGAGAGAAAGAGAAAGGCGAACUCGGAAAGAGCGAGGAAGAAAGAGCGUGGAAAAAGAAGAGAGAAAGGGAGAUAAAGAACGAGAGCAACUUCAGCAUCAUCUCGAACAAGGGGUUCUUCCGUUCGGGUGCUAGGGGUGUGCAACCCUGGUCGAAGGGUCGCACUCAACUCUUUUAAAGUGGGCAAACCGUGCAAAGAAGAGAAGACGUCCUCGGGGCGAUGACAGGAUGCCUCCGACUCGUACAGGACGUGCAUACGAAGGACCGCCAUCCAAGAUCGCCACUAAGAUCGGCCUGACUAUCGCUCUACUACUGAUUUUCCUCGAACAUCGCCGCGCAACUUGCCUAAUGAGCAAUUCCAUUCACUCGAAUGAUUGGAUGAGUAGUCCCAAUAUCGUCUGCAACGGCAUUCCAGGAUUGACGAAGGAUCAACGCGAGCUUUGCCAUAGAUAUCCCGAUGUUACGAUAUCCGCGAUGAAGGGGCUACAAUUGGCCAUAUCCGAGUGUCAACAUCAGUUCGUGUGGCAUAGGUGGAACUGUUCGUCCCUCACACCUAGCAGCAGAACUCAACAGAGCAGCGUCCUUCUUCAACGAGGCUACAGAGAGACGGCGUUCGCCUACGCGAUUUCGGCAGCUGGCGUGGCUCAUAACAUAGCUCGUGCCUGCAGCAUGGGUCGCUUGCUCUCCUGUAGCUGCGAUCCCUCGAGCUACAUGGAUAAAACACAACCGACAACUGCCAGGGAUAUCCCAUGGAAGUGGGGUGGUUGCUCUCACAACCUCGAAUACGGCAUGGACUUUUCGAAACAGUUCCUAGACACGCAGGAGAAAGCAGGCGACAUACAGUCUACGGUGAAUCUACACAAUAACCAAGCCGGUCGUCUGGCGUUGGCGAGCAACAUGCAGAUGCGCUGCAAGUGCCAUGGAAUGUCUGGAUCGUGCGAACUGAAAACCUGCUGGAAAAUCGUCCCGGAUUUCCGGGUAGUCGGCAAGGCCCUGAAGGACCGUUUCAGAAACGCCAUACUGGUGACGCAGACCAAUCUAGGUGAGGUGAUACCGUCGAACAGGAUUCGGGGAUCACGUCGGAAACAGAAGCAGAAGCAGAAGCAGAAGAAGCGCCGCAGGGACGGCCGCAAGAAGAAGAUCCGGGAUCUCCCCAGGCAGCUCUACUAUUACCAGAAAUCGCCGAACUUUUGCGAGCAGGACACGAUGCUCGACAUCGCCGGCACCGCUGGUCGCAGAUGCAACAAGACCAGCACCGGCGGGGAUGGAUGUGCCAGUUUGUGCUGCGGCAGGGGCUACAACAUGGUACGGCAGCGGCGAACCGAACGAUGCAGAUGCAAGUUUCACUGGUGCUGCUUCGUACAAUGUGAGAAUUGCACGGUGGAGGAGUGGAUCACGGUUUGCAAAUAAGGAAUAGGACAAGAUAAACGAGAAACAGAAGUCUAAGACUGACGAAAAUCGAUACGAAUUUCUUUCUUCCUUUCCACCGACCGAGCCGAACCGAGAAAGGAAUCAAGAUGAUAAACAGCGUCGAUUUAAUGAGAAAAUUCGCUUGGGAGAUCCGUCGAAGAUGCGCGUAACGAGGCUAUUCGUCCACGAGAAUCAAUCAUGAGAUACCUAAGUAGGAUUAAUAAUACGGUUCUUAUUGGAACCAGGAUUACCAGACUUCUCCUGAGCCAUCAUGAUAUCAGAAUGAAUUUAUCUGUAGCUAACUUCGAAUCUCUACGAACGCACUAGGAAUAAUCUUCGUUAGUAAAAUUAAAUCGAUUUCUAGGACCAUUCGAGGACCAAGAAGUCUUUAAAUGCGAUAAUAAUUUUUAUAGAAUGUUAAGCAACGCAAUUUUUUACUCUUUUACUCGUUGAUAUAUUGUUCGUAUUUUUUCAAAAUUAGUAGUUUUUAUGAUAAAAUAACUAAUCAAUUGUACUUUUCAAAAAUUCGUCUUAAUUAUCAUUGAAAAAGAUAAAUUUUAAUACGAAAUUUGUACAUUGUCGAAACCACGCAAAGCUGACAUAAAUCGUGCUCUAUUAAACGUCAAUUACGGAAAUUAUACUUCGACUUAUCAAUCAUUUGCGAACAAUUGGAUUGAAUAACAAAGAAACAUGAGUCAAUCGCAGGAGUCCAAUCGCAUUAGAAGAGGUCUUGCGUAAAUUGCUCCGUAGUGGCGUGAGUAAUAUAAAAUGAUCCGUAGGCUAAGUCAAACUCAUAAUUUAUUUAUAACAACGCUCUAUUUAUAAUUAAUAUUUAAUUUUAUAAUUUCUACGUGAACUGUAAAACCUCCAGCACAGUAUUAUUAGACAAAAGGUGUGUCCUGUUUGACGGACACGAUUGUACACAAUUUAAUAAUGUGCGUACAAUAAAGAGAGUUCCUUCAAACAAUACCCCAAUAUUGUGUCCACUUUCAGAUAUUUUAUUAUAUUAUUAUAGCGAUUAGUGCAAAUAACAUUUUUAUUUUUAGAAACGUUUUUAGUAUUUAUUUCUGAUUGUAUAUGUGUAUAUGUAUGUGUGUAUGUGUGCCUCGCCCGAAUUAGUGAAAUAAGUGAGAUCUUCUUUUUAUUGAGGACUGUUAUAAAUAAAUGCGCGUUAGAAUC
Messenger RNA from Monomorium pharaonis (pharaoh ant), 9506 nucleotides. It is a transcript of the gene Wnt10, whose product is annotated as protein Wnt-10a. Gene Ontology annotation, biological process: cell fate commitment; multicellular organism development; canonical Wnt signaling pathway. The transcript has 4 exons. NCBI's taxonomy places the organism in Eukaryota, Metazoa, Arthropoda, Insecta, Hymenoptera, Formicidae. The record is from RefSeq and is a predicted model, not a curated record. Gene Ontology annotation, cellular component: extracellular region. Gene Ontology annotation, molecular function: frizzled binding; cytokine activity. The coding region runs from base 7146 to 8327 and encodes 393 amino acids.